Molecule: messenger RNA, 1693 nt
Organism: Apis cerana (Asiatic honeybee)
Lineage: Eukaryota; Metazoa; Arthropoda; Insecta; Hymenoptera; Apidae
Product: DNA primase large subunit
Biological process (GO): DNA replication initiation; DNA replication, synthesis of primer
Cellular component (GO): alpha DNA polymerase:primase complex
Source: RefSeq, a predicted model, not a curated record
AUGGAAUAUACUAAAAGAAGACGUUAUACAAUCAAUGUUAAAAAUAAUAUUGAUUAUUCUGAUCUUCAAAAUAUUUAUCAACAUGACAUGCACAUGUAUGAUUUUCCUCCAACAGGAGAAAUUUCACUUACAGAAUUUGAAGAAUUGGGUAGAGAAAGAUUAAAACUUUUACAACAUGUGGAAAACAAUGCAAUAAGAACAGAUUUUAAGACACAAGAAGACCGUAAACAAAAUCUACAUACAGCUUUAAUGAAAGAUGGCCUUAAAUAUUUUGCACAUCUUUUAUAUGCAAAAGGUUACAAAUCAACAGAAACAGAUUUACAAUGUAGAAGAAAAGAUCAUAUAUCACAUUUUAUAUCAAGAUUAUCACAUUGUCAAGAAUCAGAUCGUCAGAUGUGGUUUAUCAACCAAGAAAUAGAAUUAUUUAAAUUAAGAUUUAGUUCAUUAGAUAAAGAAGGAAUAGAAAAGUUACUUAGUAUGCAUAAUAUUGAUUGUCAGCAGAUUACACAAGAAGAAAAGGAUGAAAUUAGAGAGGAACUUCGUUUAUCUACAUCAUCCACAAAAGUUUUAAAUAUUGAUAUGACAGAAUUUUAUAAAGUGCCUUUUUAUAGAGUUUCUGAUUUAAUUAGAUCACGUAGAGUUUAUCUAAGCCAAGGAAUAGCAUAUAUACCACAAAUAGAUUUAGUAUCUUUGUUUCUUUCUUAUUUUAGAAAAAACUUACUUGAUGGUAUGCCAGCUGCAAAAAUGUCUAUUAUACGUAUGCAUGGUGAUGAUAGAAUACAAUCAUAUCUCAAAUCUGUACCUAAUAUUUCUGAUAAAACAUGUAUUAUUUGGACUAGUUCUGCUACACCCACAGAUAAAUUAGAUGAGUUAUCAAAAACAUCAUAUCCUAUGUGCAUGAGAAUAUUACAUGAAGCACUUAAAUCUAAUCACCAUCUAAAAAACAGUGGGCGUAUACAAUAUGGUUUAUUUAUAAAAGGUAUUGGUGUAACAAUGGAAGAUUCUUUGUCUUUUUGGAAAACAGAGUUUACAAAAAAAAUUGAUUCAGUAAAAUUUGAUAAGGAAUAUGCCUAUACUAUAAGACAUACUUAUGGUAAAGAGGGCAGACAGACAAAUUACACUCCUCUCGGAUGUCAAAAAAUUAUGUCUUCUGUUCAAAGUCCUGGAGAGUUUAAUGGUUGUCCAUAUAAACAUAUGGAUAAUACAUCAUUGAAACAAAAAUUGUUUAGUUAUGGCAUACCUGCAGCAAGUAUUAAUGAAAUAACAGAACUAGCAAAAAGUGAUAAUUACUUUGGUGCUUGUACAGCAUAUUUUAAAGUUUUACAUAAUCGUUUACCAGAUAAACCUAUUAUUCAUCCAAAUGGAUAUUUCCUAGAAAGUCGAGCCAUAUUGACUAAAGAUGCAGAAUUUGAAAAUAAAGAAAAACUUUCUCAAACUGGAAAAUUAAAUGUUGGAACUCCUAGAGUUAGCACUCCCAAUAUUGAUAGAAGUACACCUUCAAGAAAUAUUUCUACCCCAAAAAGUACAGAGAGAAAUGCUACACCAUCGAGAAAAAUUGAUAAAAUGAACAUGACUCCAGUUAGAACAUCUAAACCAACUCCAAGAAGAAUAGAAAAUUAUCUAAAUGACGAAGAUAUUGAGAAAUUAAUGAGCGAAGAUAUGUAAUUAUAAAAAAUAUAUUUUCUAAAUUUUA